Messenger RNA from Hibiscus syriacus, 839 nucleotides. RefSeq lists its product as uncharacterized. NCBI's taxonomy places the organism in Eukaryota, Viridiplantae, Streptophyta, Magnoliopsida, Malvales, Malvaceae. The record is from RefSeq and is a predicted model, not a curated record. Bases 123 to 632 code for a protein of 169 amino acids. The transcript has 3 exons.
ACAUUAAAAUUUAAAAGGGCAGCUGAAGCUGUUAAUUUCAUAUUUAUGGCCAUCAAUCACUGCAUCCCUGGUUAGAUCUCAAUAUUCCAUCAACUCCAUAAAAGAAAGAGAAAUAGGAAACAAUGUCAAGGCGAUCAGGGACUUGCUUGAGGCUAUGCCUUGUAACAUUUGCCGUGGUUUCAGCACUUGCAGUUUGUGGACCUGCUCUUUACUGGAGAUUCAACAAAACUCUCAAGCUUGGUGAUUCCAAAUCGUCCUGUCCCCCUUGCAUCUGUGAUUGUCCUCCUCCUCUUUCCCUUCUCAAGAUUGCCCCCGGAUUGACUAAUCUCUCCAUCACAGAUUGUGGAAACAAUGACCCUGAUCUCAAACAAGAGAUGGAGAAGCAAUUUGUGGACCUUCUGACAGAGGAGUUGAAGUUGCAGGAGGCCGUUGCAGAAGAGCAUUCCCGCCAUAUGAACAUCACCAUUGGUGAAGCGAAAAGGGUGGCUUCCCAGUACCAAAAGGAGGUGGAGAAAUGUAUCGCUGCCACUGAAACCUGUGAGGAAGCAAGAGAACGAGCCGAGGCCUCGCUAAUCAGGGAGAGGAAAGUUACAACAUUGUGGGAGCAACGAGCUCGACAAAUGGGUUGGUAAGGGGAAUAAACUCCGUGUGGUUCAUUCAAUUAUCCUAGGCUAGAAUAUUCUUGCAAGCAGGCAAGAAAAGUUGCUUGGUUAAAUCUUGUUGGGGCAAAAGCCCCCAAAAUAUCUAUUUCCCUUCUGUAUUUUCACCUGUUUCAACUGUCAUACUACUGUGUGGACAUAUAUAUUUAUAUUUUACAUAUAAUAAAGUCUUAUAUGUAC